Molecule: messenger RNA, 1721 nt
Organism: Periophthalmus magnuspinnatus
Lineage: Eukaryota; Metazoa; Chordata; Actinopteri; Gobiiformes; Gobiidae
Gene: rgs20
Product: regulator of G protein signaling 20
Exons: 5
Coding region: 369-1052 (227 amino acids)
Source: RefSeq, a predicted model, not a curated record
AAAGUAAUGAUAUUAUGAUGCGUGUAGAAUCUAAAGUAAAGUUAAAUAUAGUUUCAAAGUCCAUUUAUUUCAGUGAAGCCAUCAGUCCAGUCAGGGUAAAGGACACGACGCGCGCUGUGAACCCUGCUUUACCGUAGGGCGCUAUUACGCGUUCACAUUGGGCUACUACGAGCUGGACGGUACACGCAUGCGCAGUGACUUGAAGCAGCCGGUCGGGGGAGAAGAGAAAAAACCCUUAUGUGCCAUCGGAUGUAAUCAAGGCAAAGAAUUACCUCUUCUCGCUGUGCAUACAUGGUGAAAUUUUGCAUUUGCUGUGUGUUUGGUAAUACCACCCUGACGUGUCCCUUGGGUGCUCCUGUCUGCAGCCCAUGGGAUCAGAGCGGAUGGAGAUGCGAAAGAGGCAGAUGUCGGUGCAGCAUGAGGCCGCACCGGCAGGACAGGCCCAGACACAGGGACCCAGCCCACGAGCAGGACAGGCCCAGAUCCAGGGACCCAGCCCACGAGCCUCCAACGCCUGCUGCUUCUGCUGGUGCUGCUGCUGUAGUUGCUCCUGGAAUGAAGACAGAGAUGAUAGGAACCGGAAAGUCUCUUAUGACGUCAAAGAGGGGACCGCAGACUGUGAAGAGUGCCCUAAGCCCACACUGGAGGAGGUGCGCUCGUGGGGCCAGUCCUUUGAUAAGCUGAUGUGCUGUCCAGCCGGCAGAAACUCCUUCAGACAGUUUCUGCGCACUGAAUUCAGCGAGGAGAAUAUGCUGUUCUGGUUAGCCUGUGAAGAGUUCUGCCAAGAGACCAAUAAAAGUGUGAUUGAGGAGAAGGCGAGGGUCAUUUAUGAAGACUACAUCUCCAUCUUGUCUCCGAAAGAGGUGAGUUUGGACUCCCGGGUGCGCGAGGCCAUAAACAGGGGCAUGCAGGAGCCCACCUCUCACACAUUCGACGACGCGCAGCUCCAGAUCUACACCUUAAUGCAAAGAGACUCUUACCCCCGCUACAUGAACUCCCCAGCUUAUAAAAACCUGCUCAACACCCUAUCAGAGCAGUGCCCCGAAUCCUAGACCAGCCAUCUCUCCAUCUCUCCUUCUCCAAUAUCUUCUCCCCCGUACAAUACUUCUUUUAACAAACAUUUUAUUUCAAUGUUCAGUGUAGGAUUACAAGAUUACAGGGCCCUUUGCGUAUGGCCCCUUUUUAAAACCAGGGAUUUCUGCGCUAUUGUGAUCUACACCUGACCCAAGUCUCUCAGGUCUUGGAUAAAAAAAUCUACUUUCCCGAGGGCUCGACAUCACAAGUACUGCUACAAGAUCAACAUAGCAAAUCACUCCAAAGGAUACAUUAUUUUGAGUUUUUCUUUCUCUUUAUUUGUGAUAGAAACAAUCUAUUUUAUUUGAUGUUUUUUAUGGUCCGUUAUGGUUUUUGUAUGCUUGUCUGGGGUAUAAAUGAUUCCUACUGUAGACUAUAUAUAUAUAUAUUUAUGAGUUUGUACAUAGCAAAAAUGAAUAUGUGAGUAUUUUAAAUGUGGAAAUGCCUGAGUUCUAUUAGUAUAUACUAUUUAAUGCGUAUGAAAAUCAAAGCUCAAGUCAAAAAGGCUACACGUUAGCUCUACUUUUGCAGGCAGCUUUGUGGGGUACUGUACGUUUCUACCUUUUGGUUCAACAGCCUCACACUUUUGGUUCUAUUAACUUGGCAACUCCAGUUCACUGUCAUUGUAAAGCACUGUGCAAAAGACU